AUGUACAAGCAUCACUUUCGAAAAUGGAAUUUGAAGAAGCGCUUGAGCUAUGAUCAAGUUGUCAGGAUAGUGGCCCACCGCACCCUCACGAAACCCCAUGCCGUAUCGCCGUCCAUGGACAAGAUCGACAUCUAUGUUCGUCGAUUACCGCCCGAAAAGUAUACUCAUUUCAAAAGGGCGGUCGCAAGCUUGUUGGCGGCAGCUUCGAAGACCAUGGAGGGGAGAAGCCCCGAGCGGCAUGCGCAUCCCAGUCCAUUAAGAGAAAUCCUCAACCCGCCUGAGAAACUACAAAACCCCGAGCGGCUACUGCGAGGAUUCCGAAACGAUAUUACUUCGAUCCUCAGGCCCGAGGAAUCGGGAAAACGCAGCAUUGGCAAGCCGCUUAUUGUAAUGAACGACCGCUGGUUCCAUCUCGUUGACGCUGCGACGACCAUGGUGAAGAACGGUCACGUAGACUAUGGAUUCGGCGUGAUUGCAUUCUGCAUGGACAGAGGGCGCUCGUUUCUCGAGAAUGCGCCGCCGUCUGGCAUGGUUCGUCUUUGUCAGGUUCUCUUUCGAGUCAAUCAGACGCAUCCUGAACUUUGCCAGUCCAUGCUGAGAUAUCUCUACCAGCUCGCCAGGGUCGUGUUACCUACUAGCAAUCAGACCAGACGCACCCUUCAGCAGAUGUCAUCUCUGGACAUUGAUGAUUUAUUGGCGGUAGAAGAGCUCCUCUUCCGCUUCUGCAGAGACUAUGCCAAGAAUAAGAUAUGCGCCAACGGCAGUGAUCUGAAAUCGGCCGAGAAGUUGAGAAUAUGGGGAUGGUCUGGAGCGGAUAUGUCCAACCCAGUGGUGAGAAAGAUGGUAUCUGCAUUUGAGCAAGAUUCGGCGCUCUGGUACAUUGGUAUUCCCUUGUAUCCCCUGCGGCCGGAGCUCUCCAAUCUCCACCAAGACCUGGAGCGCAUGUCGGCAGGAGAAUGGAGUGAGCUGUUUGGCGCCGAAGACAUUGGGCUGCUUAUGAACGCCAUGUGGCAAUCUGCUCCGGUCAUCGAACACGGCCAUAGUCUUCAAGAUGUCGCGACAAUGCAGGCGUUGCACCUUUGCGAGGGGCUCAUGUUCCAGGUAGACAAUACGAGGACGCUUGAGCAGAUAGAAAGGAAUCUCAGUAACCUGGAUCUGAUGUGCCCCGACUUGACCUCGCCACAGGCUCAGGUUUAUCGGAGAAAUACGGGAAAAUACAGUCGUAUGGUAGUCGCUAACAGAAUCAAGGUUGCAAAAGAGGCUAAUAGAUAG
Molecule: messenger RNA, 1272 nt
Organism: Pestalotiopsis fici W106-1
Lineage: Eukaryota; Fungi; Ascomycota; Sordariomycetes; Amphisphaeriales; Sporocadaceae
Exons: 1
Coding region: 1-1272 (423 amino acids)
Source: RefSeq, a predicted model, not a curated record